This is a messenger RNA of Helianthus annuus (common sunflower), 597 nucleotides long. Its product is annotated as F-box/kelch-repeat protein At3g23880-like. The transcript is spliced from 2 exons. Bases 1 to 597 code for a protein of 198 amino acids. The record is from RefSeq and is a predicted model, not a curated record. NCBI's taxonomy places the organism in Eukaryota, Viridiplantae, Streptophyta, Magnoliopsida, Asterales, Asteraceae.
AUGGGCAAACAUUAUACAACAAUUGACAGCUCUCACGGAUUAUUCUGUUUGUUCGGUAAAACCGACAGAAAAGCGGUUAUCUGGAAUCCUUCUAUUAGGAAAGCGGUUGAUGUUCUUCUGCCUGAUAUGGCUGAUGAUGAGAUUGAGAGGUAUAGAACCGUUUUAGGGUCUGGGGUUUGUCGGGAGACUAAGGACCCAAAGAUUGUUCAGAUAAAGAUAGAUAUAGAUAUGGGAGAUGCGGUCCCGUGGCAAGUUGAGGUGUUUACGUUAAGCACGGGGGUUUGGAGAAGUGUGUAUAGCGGCAAUGUACCUAGUAAGUUUGUUAGAUUUAGUACUGGGGAACAGGUGGUUGUAGGUGGAGUUAUUUAUUGGCUAGCUAGUGGGCUUGCUAGUGAUAGGGUUGACGGUGGACAUGGGUGUGAUAACUUGAUUGUUUCGUUUGAUUUGACGAGUGAAGAGGUUGGAGAAGUGAAGCUUCCGGGUAGAUUAGCCCAUACUCAUGUUACUUUGUCUCUGUUUAAGCUAAGGGAGUCCCUUGUUGUGAUUGAAGGCGGUUUAGAGGACUAUCAACUGGUUAUAGCACUUUUACUAUUUUAA